Molecule: messenger RNA, 2722 nt
Organism: Rhododendron vialii
Lineage: Eukaryota; Viridiplantae; Streptophyta; Magnoliopsida; Ericales; Ericaceae
Product: beta-galactosidase 13-like
Exons: 19
Coding region: 200-2716 (838 amino acids)
Biological process (GO): carbohydrate metabolic process
Cellular component (GO): vacuole; cell wall
Molecular function (GO): carbohydrate binding; beta-galactosidase activity
Source: RefSeq, a predicted model, not a curated record
CGCAAAGCCAGUAGGAAGAGCUCCGAAUUUCCCUCUCAGGCCAAUAAAUUCACCAUGCAUUUCUCCUAUAACACUACAGUUGAAGGAAGUUUUCAGGGCAGCUCCUGGGCACCUCCUCCGCGUACAGGAGGUCCCAAUUGGCUCUAUCCAAAACACAGAGCUAUAAUUUUGAUUGACACUGUUCGAUCUUCGGGUAGUUAUGGCGGUUCUGACUCGUGGGUUUUGUGUUUUGGUCCUUGUUUCCUGCUUGCUGGUUACAUCUGCUGUUGGCCAACGCAAGAGCAAGAACCAGAGAAGCGUGACUUACGACGGGCGGUCUUUGAUCGUCAAUGGCGGCAGGGAGCUUCUCUUCUCCGGUUCUAUUCAUUAUCCCCGUUCCCCUCCUGAGAUGUGGCCAGACCUUAUAAUAAAGGCAAAGGAGGGAGGUUUGAAUGUCAUCCAGACUUAUGUUUUCUGGAACAUCCAUGAGCCCGUUCAAGGCCAGUACAAUUUUGAGGGGAAUUACGACUUGGUGAAAUUCAUCAAAUUGAUUGGCGAGCAAGGCUUGUAUGCAUCUCUCAGGGUCGGUCCCUUCAUUGCAGCUGAGUGGAAUCAAGGAGGAUUUCCAUACUGGCUGAGAGAGGUCCCGAAUAUCACAUUCCGUUCUUACAAUGAACCAUUCAUGUUUCACAUGCAAAAGUUUACCACUAUGAUCGUCGACAUGCUGAGGAAAGAGAAACUGUUUGCUCCUCAAGGAGGACCAAUCAUUUUGUCCCAGAUUGAAAACGAGUACAAUAGUAUCCAAUUGGCAUACAGGGACAUGGGUGUUAAAUACGUUCACUGGGCAGCAAAUAUGGCUGUGGGUCUCCAAACAGGAGUCCCGUGGGUCAUGUGCAAGCAAAUGGAUGCCCCUGAUCCAGUGAUCAAUACAUGCAAUGGGAGGCAUUGCGGAGAUACUUUCCCUGGCCCCAAUAGUCCCAAUAAGCCUUCUCUGUGGACUGAGAACUGGACUGCUCAGUACAGAGUGUUUGGAGACCCACCAUCACAGAGAGCAGCUGAAGAUAUUGCAUAUUCAGUUGCUCGUUUCUUCUCGAAGAACGGAACGUUCACAAAUUAUUACAUGUACUAUGGUGGGACAAAUUACGGCAGAACAGGUUCAUCUUUUGUGACAACUCGGUACUACGAUGAAGCUCCUAUCGAUGAAUUUGGUCUGAGGAGGGAACCUAAAUUUGGUCAUCUAAGGGACUUGCAUAGGGCUUUAAGAUUGUCCAAGAAGGCUUUGCUUUGGGGGGUUCCGACUGUCCAAAGAAUUAGUAACGAUCUAGAAAUUCGAGUUUAUGAGAAGCCUGGAACUGACAUUUGCGCUGCUUUCUUGACCAACAACCAUACAAAGAUACCCGCAACAAUCAAUUUCAGGGGUCAGGAUUAUUUUCUACCACGACGAUCCAUUAGCAUCCUCCCAGAUUGCAAGACUCUGGUUUUCAACACUCAAACGAUGGUUGCACAACAUAAUGCCAGAAAUUUCCAUCCAUCAAAGAAGGCAGGGAAACUGAAAUGGGUGGUUUUCCAAGAAAGUAUUCCAAACAUAAACGAAUUACCACUUCAAAACAAGAUUCCAUUGGAGCUUUAUAGUCUCACUAAAGAUACCUCAGACUAUGCAUGGUACAGCACCAGCAUAACUUUUGACCGCCUUGACUUACCUAUGCGUUCUGAUAUUCUGCCAGUCCUCCAGAUUGCAAAUCUUGGCCAUGCAAUGGUUGCAUUUGUAAAUGGAGAAUACAUAGGAUUUGGACAUGGAAGCAACAUAGAGAAGAGCUUCGUCUUCCAAAAGCCCAUAAAUUUGAAGCCUGGAGUUAAUCACAUCUCACUUUUAAGCAUGACAGUGGGACUCCCGAAUAGCGGAGCCAAUAUGGAGAAGAGGUUUGCUGGACCACGUGCCAUUACAAUCCAAGGUUUGAAUGCUGGGACCCUUGAUGUCACCCUCAACAACUGGGGGCAUGAGGUUGGUGUCAAGGGAGAAAAACUCGAGCUACAUACGGAGGAAGGUUCACAGAAGGUAAAAUGGAGUCCGGCUGGAGGAGCAGGACCACCCCUUACAUGGUAUAAGACAUAUUUCGAUGUUCCUGAAGGCCAAAAUCCUGUCGCUGUCCGGCUGACUACCAUGGGCAAAGGAAUGGCUUGGGUUAACGGCAAAAGCAUUGGCCGUUACUGGGUCAAUUACCUCUCACCUCUUGGGCAGCCUUCUCAGUCCGAGUACCAUAUUCCAAGAUCCUUCUUGAAGCCAGGAAAGAACCUGAUGGUUCUCUUUGAGGAAACCGGAGGAAACCCACAAGGAAUUGAAGUCCUACUUGUUAACAGAGACACCAUUUGCAGCUUCAUAUCUGAGGCUCAUCCACCUAGUGUUAAGACUUGGCAAAAAGAAGGAGGUCAGAUGACUGUCGUAGAAGAUGUGAAAUCAGGAGCUCACUUGACUUGUCCCGACGACAAAGUGAUCAAGAGCGUGGACUUCGCAAGCUUUGGAGAUCCUUCUGGUUCAUGUGGAAACUUUGCUGAGGGAAAAUGCACUUCUCCGAACAGCGAGAAAGUUGUUGCGAAGUAUUGCUUGGGAAAGAAUAGCUGUUCAAUUCCACUAGAAAGAGAGAUAUUCGAUGACAAGAGCCAUGAUGGGUGCCCAGACAUCUUAAAAGUACUAGCUGUUCAAGCAAGGUGCGGUCGGAACAAGUCCAAGUCAGAUUAGAUAAAA